This is a messenger RNA of Ruditapes philippinarum (Manila clam), 1416 nucleotides long. Its product is annotated as apolipophorins-like. NCBI's taxonomy places the organism in Eukaryota, Metazoa, Mollusca, Bivalvia, Venerida, Veneridae. The transcript has 9 exons. The record is from RefSeq and is a predicted model, not a curated record. Gene Ontology annotation, biological process: lipid transport. The annotation marks the transcript as partial. Gene Ontology annotation, molecular function: lipid carrier activity.
AUGAACUGGUUGCAAACUUCAUCGAAAGAGAAGAAGACAACCUGCAAUAGCUCCGACAUGGAGCUUACACUACUAAUUGUUAUUGGCCUUGCGGCUACAACAAUUGCAGGUCCUAUACAAGAAAAGGUAAACAUAGGUCAAUGUGCGAAACAAUGUACAGUGUCAAACAAAUUUGAUUAUGAAAUUGGAAAGACAUAUGAAUACAGAUAUGACACCGAAAUAAGAACAGCGAUACAAGGUGCUUCGGAAGAUCAAGCCGGUGUUGACAUGUCAGCAAAGGUGUACAUCGAUUUCCUCUCUAAGUGCGAAAUGGUCAUCCGGAUGAGUGACGUCAAAAUGUCAGAGCAUGACCCAGAGACGUCAACAAUGAAACCAAUGACCACAGAGCUCAUUUCUGAACUUGAAAGAAAUCCAUUGAUAGUCUCCUUCCAAGAUGGUAAAAUCGAGGAGUUGUGUCUGUCAAAACCAGAAUCUGACAAGAUCUUAAACAUCAAGAGAGGUAUUCUGUCCCUUAUCCAGAACAAUAUGGAUGACAUCAACAAAGACCAAACAGUCACCGAAAGUGAUGUUUCUGGUAAUUGUGUUACUGAAUACACAUCUAAAGAUAAUGGCUGGUACAACAAAAUAAUCAAGAAAUCCAAAAAUCUUCUUGGAUGUACAGGUCGCCAAAACAGUAACUCAGCCAUCCAGGGCAUUCCUUAUUCUUCUAAGUCAGAUGUGCAGACUCUUCCCCUUAUCAAGAGUACACAUGAAUGUCAGCAGGAAAUAGUAUCAGCAACUGGGCGUCUUCAAGUCGCAAAGUGUACGGAACAACACAAAUUUGUACCUUUCUCCAGAUUAGACAGUGGUGCCACAACACAUAACACUCAAACCUUGACUUUUGUUAAAGAAUACAAAUCCCAGUCAAAUCCAGAGCAAGUUUCUGUAAGAGUACCAGUUCAGUUCCAACACUCAAAUGGAAAUGGUGCAGAACACACAAUUAAGGACGUUGAACAGAAACUGAUGGAGAUUUGUGCGAACACAAAGGAUGGAGUGACCCCAGAAACACCAAAAUUAUUCACAUCAUUGGUUUAUACCAUGAAGACUAUGCAAUCUAACGAUCUUCUGUCAAUUUAUAAAAAAAUUAACAGCAAAGAAAUCUGUUCAGUUAACAACGACAGAGUAAGAAAAUUUUUCCUUGAUGCCAUUCCAAUGUCUGGCUCAAGAGAGACCCUCAAACUGAUGGUACAACUUCUUGUGAGUGAACAAGUAACUGGUCUUGAUGCAGAUAUGUGGAUGACCACUCUUGCUUUUGUCCAGAACCCAUCUAUCGAUAUGCUUGCAGAUGUUAAGCCACUCCUCACCAUGAAGACUAACCAAGAAAAGGCAAUGCUUUCAGUCAGCUCUUUGGUCCACACCGUUUGUAAGACUAACCCA